AUGGAGCCCAAAGGUACUCUCGUCUUCGCCACCAUCGGCCGAGCCCAAUACGGCUUCGACCUCUUCUCCCUCCAUCUCUCCACCCCCCUCGAACACUGCCUCACCGACGGCCGCUCCGUCAACUUCAACGCCCACUUCACCCACUCCCACCAUUCCAUUGUCUUCAUCUCCGAACGAACUGGCUCCCCCGCCAUCUACACAACCCGACCCGGCCUCCCUGACCCCGAAUUCCUCCUCUCCGUCCCCGGCAGCCAUUUCCACGACCGACCCGUCAUGAAACACAACAAGCUCUACUUCAUCUCAGCACACCAACAACCCGACCACCUCUUCAAGUCUUGGUGUGCUCUCUACUCCACUGACCUCGACGACACCGAAAAGAACACGACACGGUUGACUCCGCAAGGGUCGGUUGACUACAGCCCCGCCGUGUCUCUCUCCGGCGAGUUCGUCGCCGUCGCUUCGUACCACUCACGUCCCUGGGGAGGCGAGUUUCACGAACUCAACACUGAGAUCGUCGUCUUCCGGGCUUCCGAUCCCGGAAAGCGAGUAGUGCUCUGCGACCGUGGCGGCUGGCCUACCUGGUCCGGCGACUCCGUCGUCUACUUCCACCGCCGGGACGACGCCGGCUGGUGGGCCGUUUUCCGAGCUGAUCUCCCCCAAGACGACUUCGACUCCGCGGCGUACCCGAUAACUCCCACUCAGAUCACUCCGGCGGGCGUUCACUGCUUCACUCCUGCCGCCUUCCACGACGGAAAACGCAUCGCCGUCGCCACCCGCCGUAAAGAAACGAAGUUCCGACACGUGGAAAUCUUCGACACAGAGAUGCGGAGUUUCCGGGCGGUGACGUCGGCGCUGAACCCAGAUCUCCACCAUUACAACCCGUUUGUUUCUCCGGACUCCGAGUUUCUAGGGUACCACCGGUUCCGCGGCGAGUCGAUGACUCAGUGGGGCGGCGAGUCGGUCAUUCCUCACUUGGAGCCCGUAGUCUCUCCCAUCAGAAACCUCCGCAUGCUGAGGCUUAAUGGCUCGUUCCCGACGUUCUCACCUGACGCCGAUCUCGUCGCCUUUAAUCCCGAGUUUGAAGGAAACACCGGCGUCAAAAUCGUCAAGUCCAACGGGUCAAAGUCGUGGACUUUAAUCAAAGACCGUUUAGCCUUCUACAACUCCUGGAGCCCCACAGAACGACACGUCAUAUACACAUCCAUAGGCCCAAUCUUCCAGUCAGCAGGAACAACGGUCCAGAUUGCCAGGAUCGAGUUUGACCCGUCUGAUCUGAACGGUGAUAAGGAGGAGAUUCCAUGCAACGUUAAAAUCCUCACCCGCGAAGACACGGGGAAUAACGCCUUCGCUUCCUGCUCCCCAGACGGCAAGUUGCUCGUGUUCCGGUCCGGUCGAACCGGCCACAAGAACCUCUACAUCGUCGACGCUGUCAACGGUGAGUUCAACGGAGGAAUCCGUCGGUUGACGGAGGGGCCAUGUAUUGACACUAUGCCGAGCUGGUCACCGAAGGGAGACCUCAUCGCGUUCUCCUCGAACCGGCACAAAUCGAAUGACACUGCUGUGUUCGGCAUUUAUGUCAUCAAACCGGAUGGGUCAGGGUUGAGGAGGAUACACGUGGCGGGGGAUGACACGGACAUGGAGAGGCUCAACCACGUGUGCAUCAGUCACGACGGGGAGUGGCUACUUUUCACGGCGAACUUGGGAAGCGUGAUGGCUGAGCCAGUGUCGUGGCCGAACCAAUUUCAGCCGUAUGGGGAUUUGUACAUGGUGAGGUUGGACGGGAGUGGGCUGAGGAGGCUGACGUGGAAUGGGUACGAGAAUGGGACGCCGACAUGGUACACGGGUGAUGACGUGGAAGUGGGGGGUCUGCGUUUGGGUACUUGUGAGGUUGGGGAUAAGCUCAAGGGUCAUUUUGACGAGCCUCAUUGGAGUUCUUGUGACAUAUGA
Messenger RNA from Argentina anserina (silverweed cinquefoil), 1947 nucleotides. RefSeq lists its product as uncharacterized. The transcript has a single exon. The coding region runs from base 1 to 1947 and encodes 648 amino acids. Lineage: Eukaryota; Viridiplantae; Streptophyta; Magnoliopsida; Rosales; Rosaceae. The record is from RefSeq and is a predicted model, not a curated record.